Musca vetustissima is the source of this 4515-nucleotide messenger RNA. Its product is annotated as serine-rich adhesin for platelets. Gene Ontology annotation, molecular function: protein binding. The transcript has 9 exons. The record is from RefSeq and is a predicted model, not a curated record. The coding region runs from base 49 to 4482 and encodes 1477 amino acids. NCBI's taxonomy places the organism in Eukaryota, Metazoa, Arthropoda, Insecta, Diptera, Muscidae.
UGCUUCGGUUGAAGUUCGUUGUGAACUUUUCCUCAACAGAUUUUAAGAAUGCGCCUAUUUAAAACGCGCAAAUCCAUAGACACAUUCAGUUCUGCCACAGCAUCACAGCACAGUGCGUCCGCCACAGCCAACGAAACCUAUACACAACACUCGCCCAUCGCAUCAUGUGCUUCGAAGUUGACAAAAACGAUCAGUGGCUCGUCAUCGAUAUCGUCGUCAUUGCCGGAUUUACACGAUAAUUCACCCGUUAUGAUUUUAAGUUGCACCAAUUUGAGUAGAAGUGGCAUAACGGCCCAGCCGUCCAACAGCAGCAAUAAUGCCAACAGCAGUAACAUAAAUGUUCACAAUACCGCACCCUCGUCGACAACAAGUACCGCACCGCCAACACCCAAAAGUAAUGAAUCGUUUCAGAACAUUUCCCCACAACAAUGUUCGACACCGGGUCUGUCCUAUCAACACCUGCAGAGUGGUCGGCAGACACCAUCCGCCCUAUCGGUGGCCUCUUUAAAUGAUGCCGUUCUCCAACGUCCCGCCAGUGUACAUUUGUUUGGUCACAAAGCCAAUUCAUUGUUUUUGAAUUAUGGUGGUAGUAGUUCAAACAUUGAUCAUGGACAAACUCACAAUUCCAGUGGGGGAGGUGGAGGACAAUAUCAAAAAUAUAGUAACUCCCAUAGUUCGAGAGGUGUCUUGGGCCAGCUACAAAAGAAUUCUUCUUCGAGCAGUAGUUGUAUAUAUGAAAAGGCAAAUGGUGUUUCACACAGCAGACAAAAUGGUGGAGGUUCGGCGUCAUCCAUCAUGCAGAAUGGUAUGCACAAUAAGGAUUCGGGAUCGUUUAUGGGAUCAAAUGUUCAAUUACCCGAUUAUAAAUUGGUUACGGCCGUACCAGUCGUAGUCUUGGAUGAUGAACAUAAAACAGCAACAGCAGCAUCAACGUCAACAUCAUCGUCUUUGCCCCCCACAGCAACCACAACAACAUCUGCUAGCAAUAAUACAAUCAUGGGUGGCGGAGGUGUCAGCUUAAGUCAAACAGCAACAUCCAGCGCCAGAAAUGUCUUCACCUGGGGCAAGCGGAUGAGUCGAAAAUUGGAUAUCCUAAAACGAAAUGAUGCAAAUACCCAUAAAUCUCACACCGAUAUUCGAAGUCUCUUCAAUUCCCCCGUACAUACUGCAAAUACGAAUAACAGCAGCAACAAUUCUGCAACAUCUCAAACUAAAGACCCGUAUCAAGUUAGCACUUUGAAGAAAUGUAAAUCGGGUCCGAUUGAAACCAUUAAAAAGCAAGAACAACAGCAGCAUCAGAACCACCAACAACAACAAAGAAACCAAAGUAUCAAGCCCUUGAAAGCUUGUGAAAAUGAAUCUACACAAUCGGCAUCAAGCACACCCACACACAGCAGCCAAGCUAGGCCACAAAAAGCUAUAAAGAACUUUUUCCAUCGCAUCGGUUCAACGGGUAUGUUGAAUCACAAAUCGCAUAAUCUCAUUAAGGCAGCUGAACCAAAUCAUCACAGUUCCAGUACUUCGUUAUAUCGCAGUAGUUCAACAAGUCAAUUGAACUCCUGUUCCUAUGUGAAAUGUGAUGAUCCCAGUGAUGGUCUGAAUUUGGCAAAUGGCCAGAAGCGACAAUCGAUGAGUGGUCUACCAAAUAACCUUGGUGGUGGAGGUAAACAGGCCACUGGCAAUGGUAGCAUGGCUGGGUCGGGUAUUAAAUCCAGCAGUUGCGAUGAUAUUGCCAAAGUGGGCCAACUAAUCACUUCACCUUCAAGUUCGAAUGAUGCCAGCUCGGCCACAUCUCCACAAAAUCCCUCAGAUGCCAAUCAAAGACGUGGUGCAUUCCCAUAUGCUUUCCUGCGCUCACGUCUCUCCGUGCUGCCGGAGGAAAAUAAUGGUUCAGUUCUGAAGCAACCCUCCCUAUCAAGUUUGCACCAGUUGGGCGAAUUGACACAAGGAGGACAAUCUUCUCAUCAACAAUUUUUACAAGUCCAUCCAUCCUCCAGCUCCUCACCUCUGCCUAAACAUCGUAAUUCCACAAUUUUACCCGCCACCGAAACUGAAUUCUCACAAAUGAUCGAUACCAUCUCCGUUGCUAGUUCCACGCCAAAUCAUGGUGCUGCCAAAAUCACAAUUUAUCGCAAUGAUUCGCUAAGUAAGCGUUAUUCCUCCGAUGAUAGUGCAAUUAGCAAUUGUUCACCGGUUCUGCAGGGCAGUGGUAGUUCACAGAAUUCCACCAUCGGCAGCAAUGGCAGUGGUGAUGUUUCACGCAACAACAGCAUUACUUCCAAGGACUGGGAACCACUUUACCAAAGAUUAAGUAGUUGUCUAAGUUCAAAUGAAUCGGGUUAUGAUAGUGAUGGUGGUAAUAAUACCAGCCGUCUAAGCAAUAGUCUGGGUAUCUCCAGCCUGGGAGAUACAGAAUCUAUUGCAUCGGGAACGUUAAAAAGAAAUUCCCUUAUAUCGCUUGCAUCUUCGGAAGGUUUGGGUGUUGGGGGAGGAGGUGGUGGAAAUAAUACUCUACGUUCAAGCAGUAUUUGCAGUACCAUCAGUGGUCCGGUUUCAUUGGGUGGUUACAAUUAUGAUUAUGAAACGGAAACAAUACGCCGCCGUUUUAGGCAAGUUAAAUUGGAGCGUAAAUGCCAGGAGGAUUAUAUUGGUGUGGUGCUAUCCCCGAAAACGGUGCAGACGUCGACGAAUGACCAGCAGUAUCGUUAUUUAAUUGUGGAAAUUGAUCCCUAUGGAAUGGCCCAAAAAGAUGGCCGCCUGCGACUCGGUGAUGAAAUUGUCAAUGUAAAUGGCAGCCAUUUGCGAGGCAUACAAUCUUUCCAGGAAGUCCAAAGGCUACUCAACUGUUUCGUUGAUAAUUGUAUUGAUUUGGUUAUAGCUCAUGACGAGGUGACGACAAUUACCGAUUUUUAUACCAAAAUUAAAAUUGACGGUAGCCUGAGUCAGGAUCUUUACAGUUCCAUGCAAUCGCUGAAUGCUGCUGAUACGGGACCACAACCUCCACAGACACGUAACGACUAUUUGGCAAGGGCCCGCAAACGCCUUAGCUAUACACAGAGGACACAAAGUACCGACAGUAUCAAUAGUUAUGAUUUACAUAGUUUACAAAUGGCUUUGGAUCAUGAGCGGGAUGAGGAGGACACUGCCUCGCUGGCCAGUACCUCCACAAUUAGUUCGCGAAUGGAUAUGACAUCAGCAUCGGGUAUGGCAAGUAUGCCACCAUCAAUGCCGUUGAUGCAACAUCGACGUUGCUCGACGCCCAGACACUCCAUGGACGCCACAGCCAUGGAACAUUUGCGGCGACGGGCUCGAUCCUCUUCAGGUCAGCGUAAUUUGGAAUUAUCGCCAUUGCUUUACAAUAACAAUCAAACACCGGAAUACACACCUGUCUAUAACAAUCGUUCGGCGAGUGUGUCUUUGGCAACGCAUACGAUAAGCGAUGAUGAGAAAUGGCAGCUAUUGAAUCGUAAACGUUGUUCCGAGGGUGCGGCGUUGUUGACACCCCUCUCCAAAGAGGGUCAUGCGGCAGGUAAUCGUAGUGCUUCCUUGAGUAUAGAAACCCGCAAAGCUAGUCUUGUAAGUCAGAACAGUGUGGAGGGCAGUGUGACGCCUCAGACCCCCUCAAGUGCAGCGGGAGGAUUUCCACCACGUUCACAUUAUACGCGCAAUUCAAUAAAUCUCUCAAAUUCGCAUUAUCGUUCGUUGCGUUUUGCACACUCCCGUUUGAGUUCGUCGCGUCUAAGUUUAUUCCUACAACCUAAUACAUCUUCCUCGACAACAAAACAACAAUCUGGGAAUCAUAUGUCCCCAGAUUCCAAUCAUGAUCUCAGUAAUACCAACAAAUCCGCCCAACAACAACAGCAGGAUAAACAAAAAACAAAUUGCACAGCUUCUGCUACCUUAAAUUUUAAUCAAUUAACCAAACAUCAGCACCACCAACAUCCACAACAACAACAAUCACACCAGCAUCAUUUAAAUGUCUCCUCUUUAGUUGGUCAUAGAUCAGCAUCAUCAUCAACAUCUUCUACUUCUUCCUCCUCUUCAUCAUAUUUAACACCAACGGCAGCCAUGUUACAACAUCAUCGGCCCUCGUUGCCAGUAGUUAAACUAACCAUAAAGGAUGAAGAAAUGGCCGAAGUUAUUAGAGCUUCGAUGAGUGAGGGUUCUCGUCGAGGCACACCCAAAAUUGUAACAUUCUUCAAGGGUCCCGGUCUCAAAUCGUUGGGCUUCAGCAUUGUUGGCGGCCGUGAUUCGCCCAAGGGCAAUAUGGGCAUAUUUGUAAAGACAGUAUUUCCCAGUGGACAAGCAGCCGAUGAUGGUUCAUUGCAAGCGGGCGAUGAAAUCGUUGAAAUUAAUGGCACUUCGGUGCAGGGUAUGAGUCAUGCCGAAACCAUUGCAUUAUUUAAAAAUGUGCGCGAAGGAGCAAUUGUCUUGAAAGUUUUAAGGAGAAAAUUACAAAAGGCUAAAUCCAUGGGAGCUUGAUAUUUUUAAGAAUUAUUUCUAAUUUUAGUUUUA